Menidia menidia (Atlantic silverside) is the source of this 2768-nucleotide messenger RNA. The record is from the annotation of a GenBank genome assembly. Lineage: Eukaryota; Metazoa; Chordata; Actinopteri; Atheriniformes; Atherinopsidae.
UUAUGGGAAAAAACAGACAUCAUUUAUUCAUAAUUUAUUACAGUGCAAUAAGUCCCAAUUAUUGUCGUGUAGUCUUCUCCCUGCUGUUAUCAGGUAUGUUUGAGCAAAGUUUUUACCAUUAAAUGAUGCAAAAGGUCUCAGAUGCCUAACAUUUCAGAAAGCCGUAUAUAGGCUGAAGAGUCGUGAGCGACAGUGGAGGGCAGCAUUGAGCAGACUCGGCUAAAAAUGGACAUUUUACAAUAGCUGCAUUUAAAACAUCCAGCUGGUAGAAAUGAGCUCCUUUUUUGGGGGGGGGGGUUCCGUUCCUGUGUUCUCUGCUCCCUUCUUAACGACAUUACCGUCCCGUUUAUGGUUGUUUUGGGGCCGGACUGAAGCGUCGGCGUUAAUUGCCACGUGCCUCGCGGUCUCGCGGACGCGCUCGCCAAGCUGCUGGUUCGUGCCCGCGCGCCGUCCUUGAAGGAUAGAUGGGAUCAUCGCCCGGGACGCCAGGGGAAGGCUGGUGUGAGGUUUCCCCUCUCUGCCCUCAGAUAAACGGAGCCACCAGCCAGGAGGCCGUGCAUCUCGUGGAGAGCCUCUCACCGUUUGCCCAUGCGACAGCCGGCUUUGCAUCGCCUUUUGCUGGCUGUGACCCGGAGACAAAAGGGAUCAAGUAGAAGACCCCGCUGAAGAGAAGACUGAACAUUUGGCUUUCUGUUUGGUCCACCGCAGCCAUGGGGGCCACCGGCUACGGCUACUAUCGGGUGGUCAUCUUCUUGUGCAUGUUCACCGGCUACUCCCUGUAUUUCUUUAACAGAAAGACCUUCUCCUUUGUCAUGCCCUCUGUGAUGGAGGAGAUAAAACUGGACAAAGAUGACCUGGGUCUGAUCACCAGCAGUCAAACCAUGGCGUACGCCAUCAGCAAGUUCAUCAGCGGCGUGCUGUCGGACCAGAUCAGCGCGCGCUGGCUUUUCUCCAUCGGCCUCUUCGUGGUGGGGGCCAUCAACGUGGCCUUCUCCUGGUCCUCCACCGUGCCCCUCUUCGCCCUCCUCUGGUUCCUCAACGGCCUGGGACAGGGCUGCGGCUGGCCCCCGUGCGGGAAGGUGCUACGCAAGUGGUACGAGCCCUCCCAGUUCGGCACCUGGUGGUCAGUGAUGUCCUGCAGCAUGAACCUGGCCGGCAGCCUGGGGCCCCUCCUGGUCACGCUGCUGCUGCAGCACUACCACUGGAGGCUCAUCCUCACCGCGUCGGGCCUCGUCUGUGCCUCCUUCUCCUUCGUCUGCCUGGUCUUUGUGAAGAACGAGCCCACGGACGUCGGGCUGCCCAGCGUGGGGGUGGCAGCCAAGAAGGGGGCGAAGGGAGGAAACGGCGAGAGCACGCUCAGAGAGUUCCUCCUCUCCCCCUUCCUGUGGGUGCUGUCCCUGGGCUACUUGGUGGUGUUUGGGGUGAAGACAGCUGCCACCGACUGGGGACAGCUGUUCCUCAUGCAGGAGAAAGGCCAAACGGCCCUUAUGGGCAGCACCUACAUGAGCGCCCUGGAGGUGGGGGGCUUUGUGGGGAGCCUGGCUUCAGGUUUAAUCUCGGACAGAGCCGUGGCUCGGAAAGGUUUGGGCACUCAUGGCAACCCUCGCCACGCCCUGCUCAUUGUGAUGAUGGCCGGCAUGUACGUGUCCAUGUACCUCUUCAGGGUGACCAUCACGCCAGAGGUCCCACAGGAGGCUCCUCUUUGGGUUCAGGUCCUUCACCCUGUGUCUGUCCUUCUGGGUGUGUCUGAGAAAGAGAUUUGGAUCCUCCUCCUCGGCGCCGUGUUUGGAUUCUCCUCCUAUGGACCGAUUGCCUUGUUUGGGGUGAUAGCGAGCGAAAGCGCUCCCUCCAAUUUCUGCGGGACGUCUCACGCCGUGGUGGCUCUGAUGGCAAACGUGGGGGCUUUCAUGGCAGGCCUUCCCUUCAGCACCAUCGCCAAACAGCACAGCUGGGACACGGCCUUCUGGGUGGCUGAGGUGGUGAUGGGCGUCGCCACCAUCGUCUUCUUCCUCCUGCGCAACAUGCGCACCAAAAUGGGACGGAUCGCUGAGAAAACGGACUAAUGCUCUCGUCCCUGUUGGGGACCACACGGCACACCGGCUGGACUUAAGUUCUAUUAAAGAAAACAUCUCUAAAAGAGGCAAAUCCUGACACAUUUUCUGCCAUGAACUCGUUCGAUGGUCCUCAGGGCGGCUGUAACUAACUCACUUCCUGUUCACACAAAGGUAGCCGUGAAUGUGUAGAUUUAAUCCUCAACAGCACAAACAUCACAAAGUCGCUUCAUUCUAGAUGCCGUUCUCAUCUGGAGACCUUUCAGUGUUUUUCUGGAGAGUAAAAAACACAGAAAUGCAAAGUUGUUGUCUGAUUAACUGCAUCUGUUGCUGAUUCUGCCUUCAGUGGAGGUCAUUAUACAAAUAAAAAUUAAGGAAUGUCACUGGAAUGCCUGUAUAAGGACUCGUGUCAUGGUUCAUUUUUAUGAUAUGAUGAGCUUGCAGAUCCUUUUCCAUUUUUGUACACAAUCUUCAGAGACAAAGCUGAUUUUUCUUUGCUUUGUUACUGACUUUUUUAAACGACAGCAGAAACGUCGCCAUCAUAGAUGUUUACAGCAGGUCAAACUCCGAGUCACUUAUUAAACCUAUUUGAAAAACUUGAUUUGUCGAUUAUAACAACUUCACAACACUGUAGAUGUCAGGAAUAGGUUAUGGUUGUCCUACUGGAAUUGUACAGUGGAUUUGAAAAAUUGAAUAAGAUCCAAUAAAUGAAACAUU